Messenger RNA from Apodemus sylvaticus (European woodmouse), 1370 nucleotides. It is a transcript of the gene Cnih1, whose product is annotated as cornichon family AMPA receptor auxiliary protein 1. The transcript has 5 exons. Gene Ontology annotation, biological process: vesicle-mediated transport. The record is from RefSeq and is a predicted model, not a curated record. NCBI's taxonomy places the organism in Eukaryota, Metazoa, Chordata, Mammalia, Rodentia, Muridae. The coding region runs from base 81 to 515 and encodes 144 amino acids.
GAAGUGAAUGGUUUUACCCAGAGGGCCGUGCGCCGCCUUUCUCCGCUGGCCCCGGCGCGCCCGGCAGCUCCUCCCCGGUCAUGGCGUUCACUUUCGCGGCCUUCUGCUAUAUGCUGGCGCUGCUGCUCACUGCCGCGCUCAUCUUCUUCGCCAUCUGGCACAUCAUAGCAUUUGAUGAGCUGAAGACUGAUUACAAGAACCCUAUAGACCAGUGCAAUACCCUGAAUCCUCUUGUGCUUCCGGAGUACCUCAUCCACGCCUUCUUCUGUGUCAUGUUCCUCUGCGCGGCAGAGUGGCUCACACUGGGCCUCAAUAUGCCCCUUCUGGCGUACCAUAUUUGGAGGUAUAUGAGUAGACCGGUGAUGAGCGGCCCCGGCCUCUACGACCCGACGACCAUCAUGAAUGCAGACAUUCUAGCCUACUGUCAGAAGGAAGGAUGGUGCAAACUAGCGUUUUACCUUCUAGCGUUUUUUUACUACCUAUACGGCAUGAUCUAUGUUCUGGUGAGCUCUUAGAACAACACAGAAGAAUCGGUCCAGUUCAGUGCAUGCAAAACACCACCAACGAAGGGAUUCUGUCCAGCAAGGUCCUGUUUCCAAGAGUAGCCAUGGAGUUUGAUCAGUUACUUUAAAAAAUGACUUCUUAUUUUUUAAAUGUUUCCACAUUUUUUGCUUGUGGAAAGACUGUUUUCAUAUGUUCUACUUGGAUAAAGAAUUUAAAUGGAAUUACGUAUAAAUUAAUAUAAAAUGAUUACCUCUGGUGUUGACAGGUUGAACUUGCACUCUUAAGGAACAGCGUUAAGCCUCCGGGUGAUUGCAUUGAUUACUGACCGCCCUCAGCCCAUUGGAAGCUUUGUUUAGAGGACUUGUUGGGCUCAUUUUGGUUUUAUUGAAAUGCCAUCUAAAUAUAAAUUAGCUGUAGAUAUGAGGUGCUUCUGGUGAACUGAAAGUGUCUAUCUGACUCGUGGGAAACAUGGUAGGUUCCCCACUUAUCACUGUAGAUGAUUCUAUAUGGACAACAGUAAGAAGAGUGGGACCUCGUCCCUGUCGACUUGAGUAUUAUCCCUAUGUAUUGCAUGAGAGGGGUCUCCCUCAUUCCAUCAGAGUAAUACACUUGCUUUAAUUCUUAAGCCUAAGUGAUAUAAACAGGCUGAAUUACCUGUAAAGAAUGCAUUUAAAGCUAUUCUAAAUGGGUUUUUAUUUGUAAGACAUUAUUUACUAAGAAAUUGGUUAUAUUAAUGCUUACUGUUCUAAUCCAGUGGUUAAGGUAUUAAGAAUUUGCAAGUACUUUAGAUUUUCAAAAAUGAAUGAGAGAACUGUGUAACCGCCCAGCUGUUCCUUCAGUGCAACACAAUAAAACUCUGAAAUGAA